Messenger RNA from Eruca vesicaria subsp. sativa (arugula), 1421 nucleotides. Lineage: Eukaryota; Viridiplantae; Streptophyta; Magnoliopsida; Brassicales; Brassicaceae. The record is from the annotation of a GenBank genome assembly.
UAUUGUCAUUAGUUCCAACAAAAGAUGUCAUAGCCACUAGUGUUUUGUCUAAACGAUGGAGAUCUCUUUGGAAGAUGGUGCCAAAGCUUGAGUUUGAAUUUGAUACUGAACAGGUCUCUUCAGAGGAUGUUUACAGGUUACUGCUUUUGCAUAAAGCUCCGUUUCUGGAAAGUUUGCAUUUGAACAUUGAAAACUCAAAAGGUCGUUUGGAUAUUGGGAUAUUGAUUGGAAUUGCAUUUUCACGCCACGUGCGUGAACUGGUGCUGGAUUUCUACCAUAAGGAUCAAGAAACAGUCAAGUUUCCGAGUGUAUUGUGUAGCUAUAACAACACACUAGAGGUGCUGAAGCUCGAGUAUCACGUUCUCUUAGACUUCCCUUCUCGGGUCUGUUUCAAUGCCCUUAGAGAGCUGCAUCUUUACGAAGUGGAAUUCAAAAACGAAGCAUCUGUUUGCAACCUUUUAUCUGGAUGCCCUAGGCUUCAAGAUUUGGUUGUUACACGGUUUGAUAAUAUCGAUGCGGAGACUUACACUAUUGCGGUGCCAACGUUACAGAGGCUAACCAUAGAAGAGAAUAGUAGGGCAGAUGUAGAUGGUGGAGGCUAUGUGAUAAAUGCACCGUCUUUGAAAUACUUGAAAAUCCAAUCCCUCUGUUUUAUUGACUUCUUUGUGAUUGAGAAUGCGCCAGAAGAGCUGGUGGAAGCAAGGAUCGGUAACAUUCCUCAUAUAGCAGCCAAUGAGAACAUUAUUGCAUCUCUUACUUCAGUCAAGCGUCUUUCCUUAUCCUUACCCUUAGAGAUUAAGUUUCCUACUGGUACCAUCUUCUAUCAGCUGGUGUUUUUGGACCUACGUAUAAAUGAAAUAAAUGGGUGGAAUUUACUUUCCUUCAUGCUCGAUAGCUCUCCUAAAUUGCGAGUCCUCAAGCUCGUAGUCUCAUGUCAGGAAGAUUGUCCGGUGGGGUGGGAAUGGAAUCAGCCGAAAUGUGUACCAGAAUGUCUGUUGCUCCAUCUGAAGAUAUUGGCGUGGAUAAUAUACGGAUGGCAACGAGAAGAUGAGAAACAAGUGGCCACAUACAUCCUCAAGAACGCUAGAAAGUUGAAGAAAGCAUUUUUCUACACAAUGCGCAUUAAACCCGAAGAGCUCGAAGAACUGGAAAAGAGACGUGAGAUGCUCAACGAGUUGUCUAGUGUUGCCAGAGGGUCUACUUCUUGUCAACUUGUGUUCAAACCAGAUGAUCUCUAGAAUGUUCACUGCUGUUUUGGCAAUUGGGAAAUUCUCAACUUGUUGAAUCUUUCUAGAAGUCUAGUAGAUUUCUUAAGUGGUCAGAGUCUGGUGCAUUUUGAUAAUUUAACGUUGUUGGUAAAUCACUGUUGUGACAUCUAUUUAAGCUCUUUUGGUAAUUUGGGAAUGGAACUGUGGCUGAUG